AUGUCUGCGAUCAAAACCCUUCUCGGUGUCGUUUGUUUCGGCCAUCUUACAUCUGCUGUGCUGUACAGCAGCCCUACUGAAUUCGUGCCCAGGGACUACGACUAUAUCAUUGUGGGCGGUGGAACGGCUGGCAGUGUUGUAGCUAGUCGGUUGACAGAGAUCCCCGAUGUCUCUGUCUUAGUCUUGGAAGCGGGCAUAUCCCACGAAGGGAUUAUAAACUCACAAAUCCCUCUCUUUUGCACGACGUUGACUCCGAAUACACCGUAUGAUUGGAACUAUACUACAACGCCCCAGGCAGGAUACAAUAAUCGUUCCGUCCCUUACGCGCGAGGACGAAUGUUGGGAGGGAGUAGCAGCGUUAACUAUCAAGUAUUCAUGCGAGGCUCGGCCGAUGACUGGAAUCGUUAUGCAGCUGUCUCCGAAGAUGACGGGUGGAAUUGGAACAACAUGCAGCAGUACAUCGCGAGGAACGAAAGGGUGACGCCGCCAGCGGACAAUCACAACACCACUGGCGAAUUCAUUCCUUCGCACCACGGCUUUAGCAAUGGCUCGGCGAUAUCCAUCUCGUUGCCGGGCCGCAGUACUCCCAUUGACGACAGAGUGUUGCAAACGUUGCAAGAGCAAUCAGACGAGUUUCCAUUCAAUCCCGAUAUGGGCGGAGGCGAUGUCCUUGGAAUAGGCUGGAUGAUUGCUUCUAUUGGCCAUGGCCAGAGAAGUAGUGCGGCGACAGGAUUCCUCGAACCCGCGCUACCACGGGAUACUUUAGAUGUUGUGGUCAACUCGCAUGUCACAAAACUGGUCCAGACAGGAACGGAAGACGGCGUACCUUCGUUCCACUGUGUCGAGUUUGCCGAAGCAGCGGGUGCUGAGACAAAGAGAGUCUGCGCGUCGGAAGAAAUCAUAUUGUCGGCGGGGAGCAUAGGAACCCCCGUUCUUUUGCAAGUUUCUGGAAUUGGCAACCGCGACGAGUUGACUUCCUUGGGGAUUGAAACCAUAGUCCACAACCCCUCAGUUGGGAAGAACUUGACGGACCACCCUCUACUUGCGGGAGUCUGGACAACUAAAGGCAACGACACUCUCGACAGCAUGUUCCGAGAUGCGUCCUUAUUGGAUAGUUAUGUAACCGAAUGGACUGAUAAUCGCACUGGACCUCUUGUCUCGCCGAUUGCCAACCAUUUGGGGUGGUUGAGGCUUGCCAAUAACGCCAGCAUCUUCGAAACCGUUGAAGACCCCGCUUCGGGUCCAAAUUCAUCUCACUGGGAGAUCAUCAUCAGUAACUUUUGGGCCGUACCAGGAAUCCCGAUGCCUGCAGAGGGAAAUUUCGUCACUAUCACCACAGCUUUGAUUUCACCCACAUCUCGUGGUGAACUUCAGCUCGUGUCGUCGGAUCCAUUCGAGCCUCCACUAAUCAACCCCAACUUUUUAUCUACCGAUUUCGACAUUUUCGCACUGAAAGAAGCUAUCAAAGCAAUAAAGCGAUUCAUGAGCGGGAGUGCCUGGGAGGACUACAUAGAUGCGCCUUACGGGGAUUUCGCGAAUGCUAAUACUGACGACGAGAUAGAGGCGUUCGUACGCAAUUCGGCCGCAUCGAUAUACCACCCAUUAUCCACGGCUGCCAUGUCGCCCAGGGGAGCUGGAUGGGGCGUUGUUGACCCCGAUUUGAAGGUGAAGGGAGUCGAGGGUUUGCGAAUUGUAGACGCAUCUGUCAUACCAUACAUGCCCAACGCACCGACGCAGGGACCAGUGUAUCUAAUAUCAGAGCGAGGGGCGGACCUGAUUAUUGCAGACCUUGACGAUUCCAUAGAAUUAUGUUAG
This is a messenger RNA of Pleurotus ostreatus (oyster mushroom), 1815 nucleotides long. RefSeq lists its product as uncharacterized. The record is from RefSeq and is a predicted model, not a curated record. Bases 1 to 1815 code for a protein of 604 amino acids. The transcript has 11 exons. Lineage: Eukaryota; Fungi; Basidiomycota; Agaricomycetes; Agaricales; Pleurotaceae. Gene Ontology annotation, molecular function: oxidoreductase activity, acting on CH-OH group of donors; flavin adenine dinucleotide binding.